UGGGCCCACCCUAGAAACACUCAGCAAGAGGCGGCGUCGCGUGACCCAUGCAUGAAUUUUCACUUGGCCCACCCAAGAUCUCAACUCGCGACAAUGAGCGGAGUCACACACAGCCGAGCCACGCCCCUGCGGCUCCGCGUCCGGCGGCGGCAGAGCAACGCGGAGCGCUCAAAUCGCAACAACUCCUCCGCCUCCGCGCCCGGCGACGGCGACGCCGACGGGUUCCUGUGGUCGCAGGUGAAGACGGUCAUCAUCAUUAGCUACCCAACGGAAAGGCCAUGCGAUGGCCGAGGUCUUCGAGGGCUUGAUGGAGACCUACCCCAAGUGAAAUCAGCGCGGUGCUCGGCGCCGAUGUCGCUGCCGGGACCCUACGAUGCGGUUGUAUGCGGAAAUGUACAAAAGGAUUGUGUCUUUGCAUCAGGAACGAAAGUUGAAGAGAUACACACCGGAUGCCUGAUGCUGGUUUAUCCCAUGGGAGGUGUUGCUGAGGAAGCAAUAUGUGCAUCUACGUUGGUUGGUACAAAGCGGGUAGAUCAUCUUACAUUGCUUCUGACAAACUAGCAUAGGCUCCAGAUCCUGGAGCCAUGGCUACUGUGCUGCUUGAUACGGAACCACAGAUCCAGAUCCUUGUCCUCCAGAAGCAUAAAUCUGUUUCAGCUUCGUUGUCCUACAGAAGUGCCUCGCCUAAACAGGCCAGACCUUUCCUUUUGCCUUCUUACUUUUGUGCACUGCUUCAUUAGCUCCCAAACUGUGUUGUACUUAUAUUUCGCUUAAUCUUUGCAUCAGAACCUCACAGAUUAUCUUGUAGAUAACAUAUUACUCCUCUAGCCUGAAUUGAGUGCAAAACAGCAAACAGUACAUCCUGUUAACUCAAUAUGAAAAACAAAGGUUCAUGCAAGUUUUUUAAAAAUAAUAAAAUUUGCAUUAAAAGUUCAUAGUGAUGCUUGAGAAAGUACUAAAAACAUACAAUACCGCAAAUUUUAUGCCCUGUUCAACCACGGCUGCAAAAUGACCUGCAUUCAUGCCUAAUCUGUUCAUCUGCGCACCCUUUGGCCUGUGGAUUGUUCUCAUAGGAUCUAAGACUGCUUAGACUGAUGUGAUUUGACAAUCAUUUGUAACAGACUUGAUAACUUAUUGGUUAAUUUAUUUGAACGUUGCUUAUCCACUAACUGUACUAACCAAUUGGAACUGAUUGGCAAAUAUAGUAUGAUUGUGCAUUAUGAUCAAUAGAUGCUCCAUAUAACCAC
Oryza brachyantha (malo sina) is the source of this 1247-nucleotide messenger RNA. RefSeq lists its product as uncharacterized. The transcript has 5 exons. Bases 52 to 561 code for a protein of 169 amino acids. Lineage: Eukaryota; Viridiplantae; Streptophyta; Magnoliopsida; Poales; Poaceae. The record is from RefSeq and is a predicted model, not a curated record.